AUGGUGGAUUUUAAGUUGUGGAAGGAUGCAAUGAUGGCAAAUGCUCAGCAAAUUCAUCAAGCAGAACGGUUUAGGGUUUACUAUGCCACCGUACUGGGAGAGAUCCAUAACGAUACAGCAAAAGGAAAUAGAGAGGUUAAGAGCCCGCUCUACAGGGCAGGCCCCAUUGAUGGAAAGUUGUCGUAUUGGGAGGCUGUGAUUUUCGGACCAGCCGAAUCGCCUUAUUCUGGAGGAGUCUUCAAAGUCGGCUUGGACUUUCCUCCAGAUUACCCGUUCAAGCCACCCAAGGUCUUCUUCACAACCAAAAUCUUUCACCCCAACGUAGGAGAGCGUGGACAUAUCUUCCUUCGGAUGCUGACUAUCGACAACUUCUCGCCCAUUUACACCAUCAAUACUAUUCUCAGUAAACUUCAUGAGAUGCUCACAAACCCUGAAAUAGGUGAGGGGGACUACUACGAUGAAGCCAAAGCGAAGCUCUAUAAAGAAGACAAGGCGGGGUUCGAUCAGCGUGCUCGGGAAUGUACUUUGGAGCACGCUGGGCCUUGA
This is a messenger RNA of Eutrema salsugineum, 546 nucleotides long. Its product is annotated as ubiquitin-conjugating enzyme E2 8-like. The transcript has 3 exons. The coding region runs from base 1 to 546 and encodes 181 amino acids. NCBI's taxonomy places the organism in Eukaryota, Viridiplantae, Streptophyta, Magnoliopsida, Brassicales, Brassicaceae. The record is from RefSeq and is a predicted model, not a curated record.